Messenger RNA from Drosophila mojavensis, 500 nucleotides. RefSeq names its product cysteine-rich PDZ-binding protein. Lineage: Eukaryota; Metazoa; Arthropoda; Insecta; Diptera; Drosophilidae. Gene Ontology annotation, biological process: cytoplasmic microtubule organization. Gene Ontology annotation, cellular component: dendrite. Bases 102 to 395 code for a protein of 97 amino acids. Gene Ontology annotation, molecular function: PDZ domain binding; microtubule binding. The record is from RefSeq and is a predicted model, not a curated record. The transcript has 2 exons.
UUGUGAAUGCUCAUAUCUAAAACCUAAAGCAAAACAUCAACAACAAAAAGUGGACAAUUAUAUAUUGCGGCAUCCACAAGCUUCAAAUAUUGCUCGUUCAAAUGGUUUGCGAUAAAUGUGAGUCCAAAUUGUCCAAAGUCUCGGCGCCGAAUCCCUGGCGAACUAGCAAUGCAGCGGCCGGUGGACGCAAAAUCAAUGAAAACAAAGCAUUAUCAUCUUCCAAGGAGCGCUUCAAUCCUCUAGGCAAUACUCUAGCACCUUGCCGCAUAUGCAGACAGAAGGUGCAUCAAGUGGGCGCGCACUAUUGCCAGGCGUGUGCAUAUAAAAAGGCAAUUUGUGCAAUGUGCGGCAAGAAAAUUUUAAAUACGAAAAACUACAAGCAGAGUGCGACAUGAAGACGAUCUGUCACGAAUACAUUUUAUGUAAAUAAUGUCCGUUAACAGAUAUUUCAAUAUUUUAGCAUAGCCUAUGGUAUACAAUAAAAUAGUUAAGUAGCUUAA